AUGUUUCGUGUGGUCCUGGUGCUGUUAUGGCUUUGUUGUGAUACAAAAGCAAUCGAAAAUGUCACAUCGUAUGAUGGUUCUACGGAAACAUCGACAACUUAUUCAAAGUCGGAAGAAAACAACGUUUCAAUAACUUGCAAGCAGGUCACCUCGACUAAUACAAGCACAAUCAACAGAGAAAAGUGCACAUUUACCAAUGAUACGAAGCGCUCCCAGGUCGUGGACAAGACAACAUUACCGUCGCCUAUAGAUUAUGUUGGAUAUGUGGUAGUGCCCUUGUUUCUGGUGCUGGGGAUUUGUGGCAACACUGUGACAAUUAUAGUGAUGCAAAGUAAAAUGUUCCGUUAUAUGACGGUCAGUGUCAUUCUCACAGCUUUGUCGAUAUCGGACACGACGCUCAUUGUCCUGCUGCCAUUCAACAAGGCCUUUGUAAGGAAACUUCUUGGGUUGGAUGUGCGCGCUCUCUCAGAGUCGGGCUGUAAAGCUUUCUUUUGCUUCUUUCGUUCGGCAAAGAUGACGUCAUCUUGGUUUGUUGUGUUCAUCAGUUUGGAACGUUUCUUCGCGGUGUGGUUUCCGUUAAAGAUCAAAGUCAUAUCAACAAAGAAAAACGCAUACAUCGCCAUUGCCUGUGUCCAUAUCACAAUAUACUCGCUGAAUGGAGUUUGGACAUUCUCGUCAAUUUUGAAAAACGGGGUCUGUAUCCCGAACGUGUCAAUCCCAGGCAAAGAGAAACUGACAGAAGGAUUUUUAUUGGCAGGAACAACAAUCUACUCUAUAAUACCGACAUUUAUUCUCCUCGUCCUUACACCGUUGACGAUUCUGAAGUUAUACAGACAGCAGAAAACGAGAGAAAUCUUAGCCCAAUCUGUCCAUGCGAGGAACGACACUGCCAAGACAACGCUGAUGUUGUUGGGAGUAAGCAUAGCGUAUGUUUUCCUUGUUGGGCCCAUCACAAUUGCCCACUCCGUGGCAUUCUUCCGAGAAGAAAACAUAUUCGAAUCAAGAGACCCGGAAGUCGUCACCUUUAGAGAAGCGUCGCAAGUGAUGGAACAGCUUAAUUACGCAAUUAACUUCUUCCUGUACGUGAUCUGCAGUAAGAGUUUCCGCGACCGCUGUAAGUACGUAUUGAAGUAUUCCUGUACACGAUGUGGACGACACGAGACAAACGCUACAGGUCACAUGACCCCCGCUUACUUAACGAAUCCUAACGUCGGCCAACAUCCAUUGUCCCGAUCUUCACAAGGAACAAACCUCAGUAACACUUGA
Mizuhopecten yessoensis (Yesso scallop) is the source of this 1266-nucleotide messenger RNA. Its product is annotated as allatostatin-A receptor-like. The record is from RefSeq and is a predicted model, not a curated record. Gene Ontology annotation, biological process: G protein-coupled receptor signaling pathway. The transcript has a single exon. Gene Ontology annotation, molecular function: G protein-coupled receptor activity. Gene Ontology annotation, cellular component: plasma membrane. Bases 1 to 1266 code for a protein of 421 amino acids. NCBI's taxonomy places the organism in Eukaryota, Metazoa, Mollusca, Bivalvia, Pectinida, Pectinidae.